CACCAAAGCCCACCAAACCCACCCAUACAACCACAAUGCGUCACUUCCGCCAACCCACCACUAAUAACUUUUCUCCUUCUACUCCUGUCUUUCACUCCUCUUCUACUUCUAGAUAUAUUUAUAUGUAACAUAGACCCCAGUCCACCUGUCUUUCAUAUAAACUCAAUUACCCAUCUCCCCUAAACCAUGUCUUCCUCCAUGCGUCCGCUCCGUCGCUAAGCAUCCUAAGCAUCAAUACCUAGACCAUCCUGCAUAGCUUCCGCUACGGUUACAGUUACACUUCCAGUUACGGCUCACGCUCCCACUUUCCCUUUUCCCUCCUCUUCCUAUUUUCUCUUCGACUACCUAUCCCGGUAGUUCCCAAUUGAAUUAAAUAUCCUCUUCUCUCUCUCUUCUUUCCUGGUCCAACUAUCGCCUGCGAUCCUGCCUCCUUUCUCGGCAACUCCGCACUCCCCCCGCAAACGCCAUGUCUGAACCAAUCCUCAACGACAUCUCCCACCGCCGUCUCAAUCUCCUCCGAGGCAGCUGGGUCCUCGUCUCCCCCCACCGCAACAAGCGGCCAUGGCAAGGUCUUCAAGAAUCGCCGUCCAGAACCACGCUGCCCGAGUAUGAUCCAAAAUGCUAUCUCUGCCCAAGCAACACUCGCGCCAAUGGGGAGAUAAACCCAAAGUUCGACCGCACCUUUGUUUUCGUAAACGAUUAUAGUGCAGUCAAGGAAGACCAAGAAGAAUAUCACCCAGAACGAAAAGAGAGCAGCCUAGCAACCCGAUUGCUUCAAGCCGAGGCUGUUACAGGCAAAUGCUAUGUUAUAACAUUUUCCCCAUCUCACCACCUCACACUCGCCGAUAUGACCCCGGCGCAAAUCCUACCCAUCAUCGAGACCUGGACAAGUAUUUAUACGACACACUUGAGCCCCAAAUCUCCUCUGGCUCAGAUUGCCAGUUCGAUAACACUUCCACCAGAGAGCCGCGAACAUGUUGUGCAGCCAAGCGCCCAGUAUCGUUACAUGCAGAUCUUUGAGAACAAGGGAACUACCAUGGGCUGCUCCAACCCUCAUCCCCACGGCCAGAUCUGGACCACCACUUCUCUGCCCGAGGAGCCAAGCAUAGAGAUUCAGCAAUUCCAGAAAUACAACAAGGAACACGGAGGUGCCCAUCUGCUUACCGAUUAUGCGGAAUUAGAAUCGAAUGAGAAAGAGCGAACAGUCUUCGAGAACAAAUCCUUUUGGGCAGGUGUACCUUACUGGGCCGUGUGGCCUUUCGAGAUCAUGAUUGUGAGCCGGCAGCACAAGCGUGCUCUUGUCGACUUUGACGACAGCGAGCGGGCGGAGCUAGCUGAAGCCAUUGCAGAAGUGACAAGACGUUACGACAACCUCUUCGAGACACAAUUCCCCUACAGUAUGGGAUUGCACCAAGCCCCACUGGAAGGGACGCCGGAAGAAAUCGAGGCCAGUCAUUUCCACAUUCAUUUCUACCCUCCGUUGUUGCGUAGUGCGACAGUGCGGAAGUUCCAGGUGGGCUACGAGAUGUUGGCCGAGCCUCAGCGUGACAUUACCCCCGAGCAGGCUGCUGAGCGUCUUCGAGCUUGCGGCGGCGAGCUCUACCGGCGCAAGCUAUAAGGAUAAUUUCACUUCGAAGAGUGUACCGGGUUUUAUUCACUUCACUGUACAUCUUUUGGCAGUUCUUGUGCGUAAGUGCAUAUGGGUGCAUGGACAAAGUGGACAGGGAAAGCGUUGUUGCAGGUGGAGCGUUACAUUUUGGGACGGUUACUAUUUGCCAAUAGAGAGAUGGAUUACAUCCGCGGGGGAAGCCAAUAUACCCAGAUCGACGAGCUGGAAAAUGUCAUUUCAAGGGACGUUAGGGAUCAUCGCUUGCAUAGACAGUAGAAAAAUCACGAAAGUGCCAGUCAUA
Aaosphaeria arxii CBS 175.79 is the source of this 1910-nucleotide messenger RNA. Its product is annotated as galactose-1-phosphate uridylyltransferase. Gene Ontology annotation, molecular function: UDP-glucose:hexose-1-phosphate uridylyltransferase activity; zinc ion binding. Bases 467 to 1618 code for a protein of 383 amino acids. Gene Ontology annotation, cellular component: cytoplasm. Lineage: Eukaryota; Fungi; Ascomycota; Dothideomycetes; Pleosporales. The record is from RefSeq and is a predicted model, not a curated record. Gene Ontology annotation, biological process: beta-D-galactose catabolic process via UDP-galactose, Leloir pathway. The transcript has 4 exons.